GCACGGGAGCUGGGUUACCCGAUGCGCUUGCUCUGGAUGUUGCUGCAGCUCUACCAGCAGCCACGGUGCAUCAAUGCGUACGGCAGCCUCUCGAGCUCGUUCGUCGCCUUUCAGGGGCUGCUGGCGGGGUGCACACAUGCCACCUACCUCAUCUACCUGCUGACGUACCGUGUCCUCCAGCGGGCCAGCAGGGUUGCGCCGAACAUCAAACCACGUUCGCUGGUGGACGACAUCGGCCUGCAGAUGGUCUCCCCCGACCUCGGUGAUGUCAAGCUGCUGCUGAGCACGGGGUUUAUUCUCCAACCUGCUAAGUCCGCGGUGGUGGCUGGGUCAGCGCAGAUGCGCAACUUGGCCGCGGUGCUCAACGGGCGCAGUGACAAACACCAUGUGGGCGUCAUGGCAUACCUCCUUACUCACCCUUCGGAGGAGUACGACCCUAUAUAUCAUGCCACGCUGGACUUGGUCUUGAACUACGCCGCCUUGAUUCGGGAUGGGCGGCUAGCCUGGGACAUGAAAGCGCCGCACGUCUUGCAGGACGAGCUGGGCAACCAGUAUGACCUGUACCGCGUUUGCCCUGCUGACCUGCGACCGUUCUUGGUGCAGCGCGUGCAGCGCUGGCAGUAUGACCGCCUCACCAACCACAUGUACUCCCACGCUGGUGCGCCCAUCUGGCACCGUGGGCUCAGGUGCGCGGUCAAGGGCGUCCGCGCCGCUAGGCAGCUGGGAUCCUUACAGGCGCUAUGGUCUGACAACGUACCCAUGCCGAUUCGCAGGGACAUGAAGCUCGGCAG
This is a messenger RNA of Prorocentrum cordatum, 791 nucleotides long. Lineage: Eukaryota; Dinophyceae; Prorocentrales; Prorocentraceae. The record is from the annotation of a GenBank genome assembly.